Symbiodinium sp. CCMP2592 is the source of this 3795-nucleotide messenger RNA. The record is from the annotation of a GenBank genome assembly. NCBI's taxonomy places the organism in Eukaryota, Dinophyceae, Suessiales, Symbiodiniaceae.
AUGAGUGUGGUUGUAUGUGCUGGGGGUACAGUCUUCUUGGAAAAUCCAGUGACGUCACUCCUCUUCGAGACGAAGUUCUUCUUAGACUGGGUUCGCCGUAUGAGGAAGAUCGGGCUCCCCGCUCCUCACCCGCAUUGGCAUGGGAGCGCACUACAAUCAUACGUCGUCGUGCUCCUAUCUAGCCCCCUUAUCCCGAACCUGUGCCAGGUCUACAAGACCAACUUUUGGAUGAAGCACUACAACUCACCAACGAUGAAGAGGACUACAGUGAUCAGCAACAGGUCUUCGGUGCGAAAGUUGGACAAGGGAAAGGUACCAAAGUCUGAUCGCAAGUGUCAGUUUCCGACGAGCAAGAAGACCCCUAAGAAUGGCAUUGUCACAUGGACAGCAACUCCAUUCCUGAAACAAACACAGGAGUACACUCCCUCCUUCGCCCGGGCCAUCGUCGAUAUGCUGCCCAGACUACAAGCGCAGGAUGUGAACAUACCAGUCGAAGGCUUAGGCUGUGUUUCGAACAUGGUGGCCUCCAUGGGUGCCCCAGAGCACGGCGAUGCACGUGGUGUUCGACGCCAGCUGGAGGCCGAGGAGCUGCUUCGAGAGAUUCGAGAGCGCAAGAGAUUGAAGGGCAAGGGUUGUGGCCGAUCAGAUCCUACAGAAAUUGGGGACGGUGUUGAACUUCCGGACACCCUUCGUGACAGCCCUGCUCCCUCUCCUGUGCCUCUUCGCAGUGGAGCUUCCUCUUCCGGCCUCAGUGAUGAAAUUGGACAGGAUAGGCAGCUAGAGAGGCAUGAGGAGCCUAGGAAGGAGAGUGCAAGCAAGCCAGCAACUGGAGACGGCAAGGGUUCUGCUGCUCCCCAGCCGGAGAAGACUGUUGAGCCAGCUCAGCAGCAGCAUCCCCCAUCCUCAGCGCCCAAGCCUGACUCCUCCAAGAGCCUGCCCGGUGAGUUGGCCAACCCAGUUCCAAAGCAUCCUGCUUCCGUUGCAAAGCCCCAUGAUGCAGCUGAUGCGGAGCUCAAACCUGAGCAUCCCGUCUCCGCUUCUGAAAAUCCACCCAGUCCCGCCGCAGGAAAACCUGAGCCGUCUGAGCCAGUUUCCAAGCCGUUGCCGUCAGUUGCGCCCGAGCCAGAGCUGCCAGAGCUUCUGACAGGUGAGGACCAUGACGGGGAUGCCGCUUCCAUGCUAAACAUUCCGGAUCUAUGCGACAAGCAGGCUCCAUCUCCGCCGCCUUCGGAGAUGAGCCUGUCAGACGGUGCCAUUGAUCGCCGAAUGAGGCGGGUUUUUACGGCCCGGGUCGAUGGAACGGUCAAAGUUCCCCAGAAGUUCGUUGAUCAAUGGCGCAAGCGGGGAGAUGCCCGCAAAAGCCUGCAAAAGAUAUUCGCGAGCUGCGGAUACAAUCCGGAGGAUGAAUUAACCAUAGAGGGCGAGUACACAUCGGAAGCGACGAUGCGCGAGUGGGGGUGGAGCGAGACCCGCAUCGCGGCUGUCAAGAAGUAUUGCGCGAGCAAUCCAGGUCGCUUCAUGAGGCAGCGGGACACCUACGAAGAGGGGCUGAUCCUUUACUGGUGUGAGAAGGCGAUCAAAGCCACGCACAAGUUCCAGGCCGAAGGCGUGGCGGGCGACUCCGGUGAACGCAUUGGCCCGAUUAACUCGCCUUGGGAAGGACAGGAGGAAAUCAAGCCCGCUGAGGCCGCUGGCACACCCAAUAAGGAGGCCCUUGACUUGAGGAAGCGGGCAAAUGUGCCAGAGAUUGAUCCCGACGCCCUUCCCAGCUCUUAUUGCCAGAAGCUUCUACUUUGCCUUACCAAGCGGACCAACAAGCUCCAAGACAUCAGGGAUGAGUGCAAGUCCACGAAUGACAAGGGAGAGAAUACCCUGACCAGCUCCCAGAACAAGAUGUUCAGCAAGCUUGGCAGUGUCAUCGCCGACCUGGAGUCAAUGCAGGAGAAAAUCGAGGAGAUUCACACAGCCGGGGUGUGCGAUGGUUUUACUGCCGAGCAUGAGGAUGAGCUACGCAAGUGCAUCCACGGUGUCAAGCUGGCUGUGGAGGCUCUCAUGCUGGAGCCCAGAGCAAGGACAGUGCUGCCCCGUGCCAGCGAUGCAAAGCCCAAGCUUACUCCCAAGGCCAAGGCUUCGGGUAAGGCGGCCCCGAAAGUGAAGCUUGUAAAGGAGGCGAUGAAGCUGAUUCAAAACCUGGUCAUCUUCUCGAAACCCUCGCUGAGAUGGUUGCUGAUGGAGUUAGUCCCAGCAGCCGCAAUGGCCAGAGUCAGCGAAGCGGCUGUGUCGGAUGGCCUGCAGGGCAUAGCUGUGGGAGAUGCUGCGAAGGCUAAUGUCAACAAUGCCGAGAGAGCGGCUCAUCAUUUGUUCGCACAGUGGGGACUGCGACUGAAUGUUCCCAUCACUUACAUCAUUCUGAAGGAUGGCAGCCAAACUCUGAAGUUUCCUAUCUUGAAGCCGUCAAACUGGAUCAGAGCGCUUUUGCGGUCACAUCCAUCGGCACUGUUUGGGAACUGCAAGUUGGAAGAGGUGCCUGAUCGAUGGCCCCGUGCUGCCAGUGAUCAGGACUGGUCACUGUCGGAUCAUGAUCUAUCAGAACUUAUGUGCCAGUGGCAUGCCACUUCCGGCCACUCUUUUUUGGCACGUUAUCUGAAUUAUGUCAUUCCGACUGCCUCCUUGGAUCUUGGCCCUUGGGUACUUGAUGGCGUCCAAAAGGCUAUUGCUGAUGACCUUUACAAUUUAUUUCACACUGGACUUGUUGUUGAUGGCCGGCAGUACUAUGUCGGGCUCGUCGGCAUGAAGGGGGAUGCCAAGUGGCAUGCCCGUGUGGGUAUGUUUACCCGGAGCUAUUUGCAUUUAGGUGACGUGGCAAAUUAUGAGAUAUGCCAUGAUUGCUUAGCUGGCAACGACGAUUACCCGUUCGAGGAAACGGGGCACAAUCCGGCCUGGGUUCAAACGAUUGGUGACAGUGAGCCAUGGGAUGCACCCGGUGUAUUCGAGACAGUUCCCUUCGACAACACUUUCCCAUCAUUCAAAUACAAGAGAGAUCUGCUGCACACAUUUAAGAUUGGACUGGGCAGGGACAUCUGUGGCGGAAUAAUCAUGCUGCUGUGUAGAUUCUUCGGUCUUUUUGAUUAUCCUGGGGAUUCGAAGGGGGUGCUUCAGAGGCUUGGUCGAGCGCAUGCUCGGUUUGCAAUGUGGGCAUCCGCUGAGAAACACACUCCGCAUCUUCGCAAGUUUACGAAAGACUUUAUGCACCACAAAACUUCCCAAUCCUAUUCUUUUACUGCUUCCAAAGGCUCUGACACAAUCCUUUUGCUGCAGUGGCUGCGCCUUGAGUGUCGUCUCGGAGUCCAGAAGCUCGCAGGCCAUCGCAGCCUCAACAUGUUGAAAGCUGCAGCUCAGAUUUGCGAAGCUUCUACCAAGAUGUUUUGGCUGCUUUACAACCACGGGUUAUGGAUCCCAAGACGUUGCAUGCAGAUUGUACGAGACAACAUCCUCCGUGUAGUGCGAGGGUACAGCUACGUUGCACAACUAUGUUGCGAAGAGAAGUUCGCCGCAUUCAGAUGUAAAACAACUUUACAUUCUGUCCACCAUUUUGCGGUGGAAAUAGACAUUGCAUUGCAGAGGGGCGCCAUCUGCUAUCUCAAUCCACUGGUCCACGACUGUAGCCAGUCGGAGGAUUUCGUUGGACGUACUGCAAGAACAGCGCGAGCCACGCAUGGACGGACACUGGCACUGAGAACACUUCAGCGGCAUCUCGUGAAAUCGAAAGCAAUGCUGCGUAAGUUGAAAGCUUAG